GCCCCUCUCCUUCCCUCCCAUUCGAGCGCUGGUCCAACGAAGGGGGCGAGGAUGUUGUCGGUCCUUCCACGGGUGGAGCGUCUCUCCGCGCGGGUGGUGCGUGUGCUGGGCUGCAACCCGGGGCCCAUGACCCUGCAGGGCACCAACACAUACCUGGUGGGCACCGGGCCCAGGAGGAUACUUAUUGAUACAGGUGAACCCUCCAUCCCCGAAUAUAUUAGCUGUUUGAAACAAGCACUUACUGAAUUCAGCAUCUCAAUCCAGGAAAUUUUGGUAACCCAUUGGCACCCUGACCACACUGGAGGCAUUCCUGAUAUUUGUAAAAACAUCCCCGCUACUACUGAGUAUUGCAUCAGUAAACUGCCACGUAACCCCCAUUGUGAAGAAGUAAUAGGAGAAGGAAAACAAAAAUAUGCAUACCUGAGAGAUGGAGAUGUCUUAAAGACAGAAGGAGCAACCCUCAGAGUUUUAUAUACACCUGGGCAUACAGACGAUCAUAUGGUUUUACAUCUCCUUGAAGAAAAUGCAGUAUUUUCUGGAGAUUGUAUUUUAGGGGAAGGAACAGCUGUGUUUGAAGAUCUUUAUGAUUACAUGAAAUCUUUGGAAAAACUACUGGAAAUGAAAGCUGAUUUAAUAUAUCCUGGACAUGGUCCAGUAAUAAAAGAGGCCAGAGCUAAAAUCCAAGAAUAUAUUGCUCACAGAAAUGCACGUGAGCAGCAAAUUUUAAGUGUCUUGCAAGAGAACGCUGGAAAAUCUCUCAGAGCAGAUGAACUUGUGAAAAUUGUAUAUAAGGACACACCUGUACAUUUACAUAAAGCUGCAGAAAUAAACCUCACACAUCACUUGAAGAAACUAGAAAAGGAAGGGAAAGUGUUAUAUGAAAAUUCUCCCAGCUCCCGGUGGAAAAGCAGUUUAUAAUUAUGACCCUAUAUAAAGUGUAAUGUUGGCAUGCAUAGUUUUCUCUAUAUUUUGUGAAAUUAGAAACAAUGAAAUUGAAAAAGUCAAAACUAUAUUUUUUUAAUGGAAAAGAUGCUUGAGAAUUUCAGUACAGUAUUUCAAAAGAGCACUUCUAUAAAUGUCAAAUUAUUAUGUCUUCCAUCAAAAUAAUUUAAAUAAAGUGCAAUUGUUCACAUAAA
Molecule: messenger RNA, 1136 nt
Organism: Anolis carolinensis (green anole)
Lineage: Eukaryota; Metazoa; Chordata; Lepidosauria; Squamata; Anolidae
Gene: lactb2
Product: lactamase beta 2
Exons: 7
Coding region: 52-918 (288 amino acids)
Cellular component (GO): mitochondrial matrix
Molecular function (GO): single-stranded RNA binding; RNA endonuclease activity
Source: RefSeq, a predicted model, not a curated record